Phytophthora nicotianae INRA-310 is the source of this 688-nucleotide messenger RNA. RefSeq lists its product as hypothetical. The coding region runs from base 101 to 493 and encodes 130 amino acids. The record is from RefSeq and is a predicted model, not a curated record. The transcript has a single exon. Lineage: Eukaryota; Oomycota; Peronosporomycetes; Peronosporales; Peronosporaceae.
UCUUGCGCUGCAAGUUGCAGCAGUCUCACCGCCAUUUCCGCUUUUGCCGACGCAUACGUGAAACUUUACCCCAAGCAACACUACCAAGACCAUCAUAGCCAUGCAGUCCGCCGUUCUCAAGACUUGUCGCCGCGCCGCCUCCACCUGCCGCAUGAACUCGACGCGCGCGCUCACGACGUACUCGGGCGGCCAGCCUUCAGAAGGCCAGGGCGGUUUCUACGGCUCUGCCAAGACUCGCUCCGAAACCAGCUCCAAGUUCAACCCUGGUGCGCGCGCUGAGCCGCAGGAUCUGACCAAGCUGCAGCAGCUCAUGAAGCAGUGGGAAGCGCAGAAGGCUUCGCUCGCGGCCGAGGAACAGAAGAAGGAACUCGCACGGAUCGCCAACGAAGAAGAGACUCUCAUUCAGCGUCUUCUCAUUCGAGGCGCACCUGUGUGGGGCCUCUCCACGCGGCAGCGCGAGUUCGUGGCUGAGUGCAGCAGGGCCAGCCACUAGGCGCGUUGUGCAUUCAGCCCACCGACCGUCUGUCUCCCUGGUGCCUCGGAAGGUUUCACUGCGCCGCCUCGCAGUGCGCCUGUCGUGCUGCCUUCACUUUCUAUCAUUGGCGUUUGCUCUGCAUCUCGGAGGAAUAAAACGGGAUACGAGCUAGGAAGGCAUGAUGCCGGUUAAUGUAUCAGUUUCUCUAUUGCA